Molecule: messenger RNA, 1485 nt
Organism: Penicillium vulpinum
Lineage: Eukaryota; Fungi; Ascomycota; Eurotiomycetes; Eurotiales; Aspergillaceae
Exons: 1
Coding region: 1-1485 (494 amino acids)
Source: RefSeq, a predicted model, not a curated record
AUGGAUGUUUCUCAACUUCCGGACAUCACCGGCUUGCUUGUCAGGCCAGAUAACCCUCCACGAGAGGAUGUCGAAGGAAUGGAUUACUCACGAUGUGUGGCUCUAUACAACUACCUGAUACAAUAUGCUUGGCUCGCUGAAGGCCGUCCACUGGCAACUCUGAAUAGCAACAGCACCAACUUUUUCACGGUCCACGGUGCUGAAGCUGAGGCUAUUCGUCCAAGACUUGAUCCGUCGGUGGUGGCUUUCCUUGACAACGCUAUAAUACCUCCUUGGGAAGAUUUUGGCGAAACGCCACUCUCUAUUUUCGCAUCGGCACUCAAUUGGCCACAAUCACUUUUUGCGGAAGUUGAAGCUGAUCUUGAAGACCAGCCGGUUGACAGUAUGCUGCGCUUGUGCUAUGUGGCCUUAUCAACCGAUGACAGUAAUGGGGGUGUUAUCUACCACCAACGCCACCAUCGCGUCGCGAUAUUUAUGCAUACUGAUGACUGGGGCUUCGGGUUUCCAGUCAAGGAUCAUCCAGACGUUUGGAACCCAUUCGAGACAGUGCUCUCCCACUGGAUUGACAUGAUUAAUAUCGGAAAAGUCGUGGCUGCGCCUCAUGAAGAGCCAGCGCUAUUCGAAUUCGAGAAGAUCGGGCCCUGGGAGUGGCGGCCCUAUAGCGAAGCCCAGAUUACUACGUGUGUUGACGCGUGGGAUCGGUUGUGUCAGGCUAUCGAGACACGCAUCUCGCAGCUACCAAACCCACCAUCACUAAUCAGUUCCGGUUCCAGGACUGAUACGGAUAAUCUAGAGCCACUGGUCGCAUUAAGCGUCCUAGACGCCGCCUCGGUGCUCGAUCCUUGCUUUACGCGUUCAUUUCUAUCACGCGCGAGACGACCCUCGUUCCAAUAUAUCGCUCCAGGCCUUCUCCUGCCCCCAGCUGACUUAUCUGGGUUUGUGGCGCUACAGACAUUCACCGCAUUGCCCCUUUCCCAGUAUACCGUACCGCCAGUGUGCCUUUUCCCCGCCGAUACCGGAUACCAGCGUCCUAUCGAGCUUACGAGAUUUACAAGUCCAUGGGUAUUAAUGGAGGAUUUCUAUUCAUCGUCUACUGAUACGCAUACACCCUCUCAUAUCUCUGCGGGUCUAUAUACUACAGCAGUGGAUAGAAAAUGGGAUGAUAUGGCCGAGGAUGGAUUUCAGCUGUUUCUCCCGUUUACCGUCAAUGCUGGCUAUGAUAGGAAGGUAGGCGCACGAAAAAGCGAUGGGGAGCUUGUUGAUAGGGACAGUUUUUCAGGACUCUUUCAGCAUGGAUUCAAGCCUUUUGGUGGUAACUACUACCGCCCUCAGCGGCUGGAGCGUUUGUUGGAUUGUUGGCGCAAGCUGGUUGAAGAUGGCGUCUGGUCUGUUGGGCCGGAUGGGGUAGAAGGUACAAUUGAUACUUUCAAAGAUGCUGAGACGGAGAGUCGUUGGAGGAAUUAUUAUAUUUCUCCCACGUGGUAG